AUGGACUUGAUAGCGCGAGAGGGAACCCGGCUGAUGGCCACCCACGUCGCGGCAGCGGCGCACCUCUUCGCCCUUGUGGCGGCUGUUCUCCUUCUGGUGUGGACGAUCCGCUUCGGCGGAGGGAUCGCCCUCCACUCCUCCAACAAGGAACGCGUCCUCAAUGUACACCCACGGCUGUCUCUCAUUCUUCCCCGUUCCUGCACCCCUUUCACCAGCGCUUCUCUCAUUAACUCUGUGGCUUUCUCUCUCUUUCUCUCGCAGGUACACCCGGUGGUAAUGUUCAUGGGCUUCAUCUUCGUGGCAGGGGAAGGUAGGGUUCCCAUCGUCUGAAACGGGAUUCUCUUGUGCCUUCUAAUGAGAGCGUUUGGCUGCAGCGAUCAUGGCGUUCAAGAUAAUCCGGGCGCCGAAGAAGCUGCAGAAGCUGGUGCACAUGGCGCUGCAGCUGGUGGCGCUGGGCUUGGGCAGCUUCGGAGUCUACGCGGCUUUCAAGUACCACAGGGAGAGCCACAUACCAGACAUGACCAGCCUCCACUCAUGGCUGGGGAUGGCCACCAUCUGUCUCGUCGGCCUCCAGGUUUUCUUCACCAUCUCCCACAGGUUUCUCUUCGGCUCCUCCUCCUCCUCCUCCUUCCCCCUGAUCACGCCGCAUAAUUCACACGCAGUGGAUCUUUGGGUUCCUCCUCUUCUGGUUCCCCGGCGCGCCGCGGCCAGCGAGGGCGGCGGCGGCGCCGCUUCACGCGUGCACCGGCGUGGCCCUCUUCCUCAUGACGAUCUGCACCGCCGAGACGGGGCUCGCCCAGCGGGCGGCGGAGCCCGGCAUGGAGUCCCGCCUGCUCAACUUCGCCGGCCUGUUCAUCCUCCUCUUCGGAGUCGUCGUCUCUCUCUCCGUCGCCCUUCCCCGCCUCACCGUGCACAGUUAG
Messenger RNA from Spirodela intermedia, 920 nucleotides. NCBI's taxonomy places the organism in Eukaryota, Viridiplantae, Streptophyta, Magnoliopsida, Alismatales, Araceae. The record is from the annotation of a GenBank genome assembly.